UAGAAUAGAACCCGUAACCAUAAUUAGGUUAAUUUGCCUGAUAAAUAAAUAAAUAAAACUCUUCCAUGAAAACAAUGCACUAAAAGUGGCUAAAAAUUGAAUUUAAUAUGAAUCUCAAAUUUCUAGACAAAUGAAACUUAAAAUGCGUUUAUAUUUAUAUUUAGAUGUAGCAGUUAUUAUUUCAAUAUUUGUAAUAAUUUUUUAUUUGUAUAGUAUUAAGCAAAUAAGUCAAAAAGAACAACUUUAUUCGGAAUUAUCUACUACGGAAAAUCUAUUUUAUAACAACAAUGAGUUGGUGGUCGCAGUUGUGGCUUGUGGAGAUCGUUUAAAUGAGACUCUAACUUUAAUAAAAUCAGCAUUAAUGUUUAGCAAAGGAUACCUGAACUUUAUUGUAAUAGCAGAAGAUAAACUUAAAGAGAAUUUAAAUGAAAAGUUGAGUGAAUGGAAGGAAUUCACGCAUAACGGAUUUUCGUAUAGAAUUCUUCCAUUGAACUUUCCCACCAAGGAUGGCAGUGAAUGGAUGAAACUGUUUAAACCAUGUGCUGCUCAAAGGCUUUUUUUACCUGACGUUUUGCCGGAUGUGGAUGCAUUACUUUACAUGGAUACUGACACAUUAUUUUUAACCCCCGUUGAAAGCAUUUGGAGAUACUUUAAUAAAUUUAACGCCAGUCAAAUGGCGGCUUUGGCCCCAGAGCAUGAAGAUCCAGCUAUUGCGUGGUAUAACCGCUUUGCAAAACAUCCCUAUUAUGGAAAGUUAGGAGUAAACUCGGGCGUGAUGUUGAUGAAUCUAACAAGAAUGAGAUUAUUCAAGUGGACUGAAUACGUCGUACCCAUUUACAAAAAAUAUAAACUCCAUAUAACUUGGGGCGAUCAAGAUAUCAUCAAUAUUAUAUUUCAUUAUCAUCCAGGAAAGCUCUUUAUUUAUUCCUGCAGAUAUAACUAUAGGCCAGACCAUUGUAUGUACUCAAGUAUAUGCAAAGCUGCAGAGAAGAAUGGCGUUGCGGUAAUUCAUGGCUCAAGAGGGUUUUUCCAUUCUGAAAAACAGCCAAUUUUUAAGGAAAUUUAUAAUGUAUUCUACUCGUUUCAGUUAGGUAGCGAUAUUUACAGAGACUUUUAUCAACCCGUCGAAGCCCAUUUAGAUACGUUAGAAAACACGAACUGUGGGAAGUUGAAAAAUGUGUUUUUAAAAAACAUCCGAAGAUAUUUAGACUUGGAUUUUGACAAUACUUAACUGGCCGAUCCGUCCCAUAGAUUAAAACAAAACUAAUAUAAUUUAAUGUAUGUAAUUGAAAACAAAAUUGCUACAUGCCAAAUCAAAAUGUUAAUAAACAUGUGAUGAUGUAUUUUUUGAGAAUCUCCACAUGAGAUCUGUUUUUGAGUGUUAUUCAGUUUAUACACAGUUAGACUAAAGUAGAAAAAAUGUAUCAGUAUUUUCGCUUUGUGCCAAAAUUGUUCCUAUAUCAUUUAAAAACAGCUUACAAAUGUUUAACAUUGUAACAUAUUUUAAAUAAAUAUCCAGAUAAUAAAUAUA
Molecule: messenger RNA, 1531 nt
Organism: Dendroctonus ponderosae (mountain pine beetle)
Lineage: Eukaryota; Metazoa; Arthropoda; Insecta; Coleoptera; Curculionidae
Product: glucoside xylosyltransferase 1-like
Exons: 7
Coding region: 131-1231 (366 amino acids)
Biological process (GO): protein O-linked glycosylation via N-acetylgalactosamine
Molecular function (GO): UDP-xylosyltransferase activity
Source: RefSeq, a predicted model, not a curated record